Messenger RNA from Bombina bombina (fire-bellied toad), 544 nucleotides. Its product is annotated as cytochrome c oxidase subunit 6A, mitochondrial. Gene Ontology annotation, biological process: mitochondrial electron transport, cytochrome c to oxygen. The record is from RefSeq and is a predicted model, not a curated record. Gene Ontology annotation, molecular function: enzyme regulator activity. NCBI's taxonomy places the organism in Eukaryota, Metazoa, Chordata, Amphibia, Anura, Bombinatoridae. The transcript has 3 exons. Bases 58 to 405 code for a protein of 115 amino acids. Gene Ontology annotation, cellular component: mitochondrial inner membrane.
CACUCCAUAUAGUGUAGUGGAGUCAAUUCCUCUUCCGGUUAGUAGUUCACCGACGAGAUGGCAUCUCUUGGCAGGCUGUCCGGUCUUCUUGGUCGCUCUCUUGCACGCCGUGGGCGGCAAUACUCUUCUGCUGUGUCAGGAGGCGAGCAUGAAAAUGCAGCUCGUACCUGGAAGAUUCUGUCCUUUGUGGUGGCUCUGCCAGGGGUCGCAGUGUGCAUGCUUAAUGUCUAUCUAAAGACGCAACAGCACUCACAUGAUGAGCAACCUGAGUUUGUUCCCUAUGAGCACCUGCGAAUCAGGACCAAGAAAUUCCCUUGGGGAGAUGGGAACCACAGUCUGUUUCACAAUCCACAUGUGAAUGCUCUUCCCACUGGCUAUGAAGAAUCUGAUCACUCAGAACAUUAAGUGUGAUGACCUUCUGUAUUCAGGACCAGUAUAUUCUGUGGGGCCACAUCGGAUGUCCGGGUCACUAAACUGUAUUUAGUACUGUAAAUUUGCUUUGAUCUUCUGAGGUCACUAUAAUUAAAAUGUCUGUGGUUCUAUG